UCGCUCGCGGUUGGGCGCUGCCUGAGUUAGCAAUCCGCUCAGUUGGUAGGAAGAAGUGGAAGAAGAAGAAAGGGGGGUCGGAUGGGGCUUCGCUCAGCUCAGUUAAUGUCUUCAAGCUGGUUUAAGAAGUGCUUCUUGAACGGCGAGACGAAGCGCGGAAAAGGCGCUGCUGAGCAGCAGCAGCAGCAGCAGCAACGAGCCGAGGAGGGAGGCUCGCAGCAGCCGAAGCCGCCGCCAGCUCCUUUGCAAUACAGGCGGCCCAAAUUCCUGCGUGGAGCGGUUUGCGCGGAGAAGUUGCCUGGGAAGCGACCCAUCUGCUGCCCUUCCCGGGACAGGCCUCUCCAGUGGAACACGGGCUAUGCCGAAACUGUUAAUGCAGAAAAAUCAGAAUUUAAUGAAGACCAGGCAACAUGUUGCCAGAUUUCUAUCAGGAAGAGACCAUUUGGGUGUGGUGAAGUGGAGGAUCAGGAAUGGCUAAUUUUGUGUUCUGCUGAGUAUCUGACAGGCUAUUACUGGGCACUGUUUGAUGGCCAUGGUGGUUCAGAAGCUUCACUUAUGGCCUCCAAUUUCCUGCACUGUUGCAUCAAGCAGAAACUAGAGGAUGUAAUAGAAGGCAUCACUGAAGAUAAUCCUCCGAUGCACCUCAGUGGGCAAUGCAUUUGCCAGAAUGAUCCACUGUUUGUGGAAGAAAAGAAAAUUCAGCAGGAAAAUGUGGUCGUUGGAGCUUUGGAGAGCGCCUUCCAGGAAUGUGAUAAAAUGAUAGGUCAAGAGAUGAAAGCAAGCAACCAAUCAGCAGGCUGCACUGCACUGGUUGCUCUUUAUCUGCAGGGAAGGCUCUAUGUGGCAAAUGCAGGUGAUAGCAGGGUACUUCUUGUUCGAAAACGGAGCAUCAUUCCCUUGAGUACUGAAUGUACCCCUGAGACAGACAGGAAGAGAAUCCAGCACCUGGCUUUCAUCUACCCAAAGCUCCUAGCAGAUGAGUUCACACGGUUUGAGUUUCCAAGGAGAUUGAAAGGAGAUGAUGUAGGCCAGAAGGUCCUCUACCGAGAUUACUCAAUGGAAGGCUGGGGAUAUAAGACAGUAAUGAAAGAGGAUCUCAAAUACCCUCUGAUUCAUGGACAUGGGAAACAGGCUCGUUUACUAGGCACCCUGGCUGUAUCUCGAGGCCUGGGAGAUCAUCAGUUAAAAGUAAUUGAAACAAAUAUUGAAAUUAAGCCUUUCCUCUCCUGCAUUCCUAAGGUGGAAGUAUUUGACUUAACGUCAGAAAAUGUUAAUGGAGAUGAUGUCCUCAUCAUGGCAACAGAUGGCCUUUGGGAUGUUUUGUCCAAUGAAGAUGUAGCCCAAAUUGUCAGAAAUUUUCUCCAGAACAAUACAACAGAUCCUUACAGGUUUUCAGAAUUGGCCAAACUGCUUGUGCAGAAAGCAAGAGGGAAGGAGGAUGGCUAUUACUGGAUUAAGGACAGUAAAGAGCCUGCUUCUUAUGAUGACAUUUCUGUAUUUGCAAUUCCAUUGUAUAACGAGAAUGAAUACUAAACAAUCUGCUGCUAGAGGAGGCACAAUUGCCUUUCAGAUGGUAAUGGAACUGUAUCAAAACAUAUAGUUGCUGAAAAACGCAAGUCCAGACUUUGAAAGCAGAAUAACAGAAUUGGAAGAGACCUUGGAGACUUUCUAGCUCAAGCAGGAAAUCCAGACACAUGGUUGUCCAAUCUCUUCUUAAAAACCUCCAGUGUUGUAGCACCCACAACUUCUGAAGGCAAGUUGUUCCACUGAUUGUUCUGUCAGGAAAUUUCUCCUCACUUCUAGGUUGCUUCUCUCCUUGAUUAAUUUCCACCCAUUGCUUCUUGUCCAGCCUUCAGGUGCUAGGAGAAUAGGUUGACUCCCUCAUCUUUGUGGCAGCCCCUGAGAUAUCGGAACACUGCUAUCAUGUCCUUCUUUUCAUUAAACUAGACAUACCCAGUUCCUGCAACUGUUCUUCAUAUGUUUUUGCCUCUGGACAUAAUCAUCUUGGUUGCUCUUCUCUGCACUUUUUCUAGAGUCUCAAUAUCUUAUUUAUAACUGGAUGCAAUAUUCCAAGGGUGGUCUUACCAAGGCAUUAUAAAGUGCUACUAACACUCCAUGUGGUCUUGAUUCUAUCCUUGUAUUGAUGCAGCCUAGGAUUCGUUGGCUUUUUUGGCAGUUGCAGCACACUGCUGCUUCAUAUUUAAGUGACUCCAAGAUCCCUCUUGCAGUUACUACUAUUGAGCCAGGUACCAUCUAUACUAUAUACGGGCAUUUGGGUUUUCUUGCCUAAGUGUAGAACCUUACUUUUCUCAACAAUUAAUUUCAUUAUGUUAGAUGGGAUGUCAAGUAUGUUGAGAUCCUUCUGUAUCUUGAGCCCAUCUUCUGGAGCGUUGGCUAUUCCUGCUAGUUUGGUGGCAUCUACAAAUUUGAUGAGUACCCCUUCUAUCCCCUCAUCUGAGUCAUUGAUGAAGAUAUUAAGAGUACUGGGCCUAAGACAGAGCCUUGGGGUACCCCACUGCAUACUUCCCUCGAUGUACAUGUAGUUCCAUUAAGGACUAUAUAUUGGGUGUGGUUGAUCAGCCAGUUAUGAAUCCAUCUGGUGGUGAUGCUUUAAGUCAGAAAAGGUCAUUGACUUUGUUUCACACUAAUCUUGUUUUCCUUGGUUUUACAAAUUGCUAACUUAUCAUAAAUGCUAAUUUAGUAUUUAAGAAAAUAAGUUUUAGCUUUCUCUAUUCAUUAUCUAAAUAUGGAAGGAUUAGCAUGUGCUUAGUAAUACAUAAUGCUUUUAUUAAGAUGAAGAAAAUUUUUGUAUUGCAGCCUAAAAUUUUAUGUAAUAUCCAGAGUUUCCUCAGCAAUACAAAAUAUAUUAAAAAUAGUAGUAAAACAUAUUGCUAUACAAAGCCAUUAGCAAAGAUCUGUCUUAAAGUUGCUCAAAAAUCUGAACUGCAGGACAUUAAGGAGUAUCACCCUAUUAAAAUGUUACUACCUUCAUUGUUUGACUUCAGGCUGAAUCUGUCAAGACAACAUGCUGAUUUGGGCUUUUGAGAACCAUUUUUAUUGUAGUUCAGGUUAUCUUUGUAUUUUAUGUGUGUGACUGUAUUUAUAUAUAAAACUUACCUGCAUAUUAAAAUGUAAUAGUAUAAGCAUGGAUUUAAUAUCAAACAUAAAGAAUAUAUAUAUUUAAUAUCUUAAAAUAACUUUAUUUUCAAUAAAAUACGUGCCAGCAGAAUUUGUCUCAUUUAUUUGAAAUAGCAAGGUCAUUUUAUAUUUAUUUUUUAUUAGAUUUAAGUGCAGUUUUAAAGUAUUACACAGUACUGGUACAUUUUUAUAUGCCCAUAGUGUUUGAUAUAAGCUAUUUCCAGAAUGAUUGUCUUAUAGUGACAUUCCAUGAUUCAUUAGAAAAUGUUUCAUUACUUUGGCUUGUCACAGAAAUGAUUUUAUCAGAUACUUUUUCAAAUAAAGAUAUAUAUACCAGAUAUUAUCUUUUCAUCUCUCCACUGAAAUAUUUUCCAGGUAUUCCCAUUGUUUAGCUAGCCAAUUCAGCUGCUCUUGACAAAAAUGUUAAUGUUUUUUACUUUGUGGUUUUUAAUCUAUCAAAUAUGCAUAGCAAUUGAAUCUUCUGUUUAGUUACAUAUUUCUUUAAACACAUUCUUCCAAAAUUCCAAUACUUUAUUGCAUUCCUACCAAAGAUGAAAGAAUGUUCCCUUUGACUGUCAGCUUCACCAGGAUAUCACGGAAUGUUGAUAAGUUAUAUGGGAGCUUGAUGCCACUGAUGUUGAAGUUUAAAAUAUAAUUCCUUUAUUAAUACUGAUAAAAAUGCUUGAAGCUGCCAUAGAGAUUCACAAACAUCUUUAAUUUCAAUAUUUAUUUUUAAAUAACUAAAAACCCAAUUGUUCCUUUCUCUUAAGUUCCUGGUUUCUUUUAGUCCUGUAGCAGACUUGCCAUAAUACAUUUCAAGUAUGUUUUUUGUAGCCCAUCUUUUAUUAUUUUUACAAAUAACUCAAGGCAGCAAGCAAAUCCAACACAUCAUCUUCCCAUUUCCCCCACAACAGUAACCCUGAGGUGAGUUUGGCUGAGGGUGUAAUUGGACCCAGGUCACCCAGCUAUGGCAAUGGGGGAAUUUGAAUUCAUGGUCUCAUGCUUUCUCUAGCCUCUUGCCUUAACCACUAGACUAAACUGGCUCUCAACAGAAUUGAAAUAUGUAGAAUAAAUUUUGAAAUAAAUUCAUUCUCCAAAUUCAACAUAUUAUUUGGGUAGUUAUUGAAAUUCUUAAUAUAUUGGGGAGAAGAGAGACUUAUUCCAAAAUUGAGCAUUUUACAUUUCAGACCAUUGUUUGGUGGAAUUCAAGGCAUGGUUCAUGUCAGCUGGGCUGUUUACUAUAUUUUUAAGAGAUGUCCCAUUUUUUGUGGCAUGUUUUUACGGUAUUAUAUGUUGAUUUAAAACAGAAUAAAGCUUGUUUCUGACAAUUA
Messenger RNA from Pantherophis guttatus, 4469 nucleotides. RefSeq names its product protein phosphatase, Mg2+/Mn2+ dependent 1M (gene PPM1M). Gene Ontology annotation, cellular component: mitochondrion. Gene Ontology annotation, molecular function: [pyruvate dehydrogenase (acetyl-transferring)]-phosphatase activity. Gene Ontology annotation, biological process: protein dephosphorylation. NCBI's taxonomy places the organism in Eukaryota, Metazoa, Chordata, Lepidosauria, Squamata, Colubridae. The record is from RefSeq and is a predicted model, not a curated record.